Messenger RNA from Zingiber officinale, 2313 nucleotides. Its product is annotated as kinesin-like protein KIN-10C. NCBI's taxonomy places the organism in Eukaryota, Viridiplantae, Streptophyta, Magnoliopsida, Zingiberales, Zingiberaceae. Gene Ontology annotation, biological process: microtubule-based movement; mitotic spindle organization. The record is from RefSeq and is a predicted model, not a curated record. The coding region runs from base 57 to 1973 and encodes 638 amino acids. The transcript is spliced from 15 exons. Gene Ontology annotation, molecular function: microtubule motor activity; ATP binding; microtubule binding.
AGGGCUCCCAAUAAAAAAGCUGCAUCGCCCUCCCCCAACUCAGAUCUCGAUUUGAAAUGGACGAUCAACCCUCGAACUCCACGAAGCCCUCUUCUUCCAUGUCGUCGCCGGUGAGGGUGGUGCUGCGGGUGCGCCCGUUCCUCCGAUGGGAGAUCGAUUCCAACGGCGAUGAUCGAUCGAUCCCCUGCGUCGCCCUACUCGACCGGGAUUGCGGCGCCGGCGAGGAAGUCGCUGUCCAGCUUAAAGAUCAGUGGAGCAGCCGGAGCGAAUGCUACAAGUUGGACUCUUUCUUCGGGCAAAGCGACCGCAUCGGCCAGAUCUUCGACCGUGAGGUCGGUGCGGUGAUUCCUGGCGUCUUCCGAGGGCUCAACGCAACCGUCUUUGCCUACGGAGCCACCGGGAGCGGGAAGACCUACACGAUGCAGGGCGUAAAGGGCGAGCCUGGAAUGAUCCCGCUGUCAAUGUCGACCAUCUUUUCCAUGUGCAGCAAACUGGGCAACUUCUCUGUGGAGGUUGCAUACUACGAGAUCUACAUGGACCGGUGCUACGAUUUGCUGGAGCCUAAGGCGAAGGAGAUCGUCGCUAUGGAUGAUAAGGACGGGAGGGUCCAGCUGAAAGGAUUAUCCUGGGUACCGAUACACUCGAUGAACGAGUUCCGUGAGGUGUUCGAAACUGGCGUUGACAGACGAAAAGUUGGGCCGACAGGCCUCAACGAUGUCUCGAGCAGGAGCCAUGCAGUUCUUGCGAUUGCUGUCACAGAUGGUGUUUCUAAAGGGAAGCUAAACCUCAUCGACUUAGCAGGUAAUGAAGACAACAGGAGAAGUUGCAAUGAUGGUAUUCGCCUUCAAGAGAGCGUGAAGAUUAAUCAGUCGUUGUUUGCACUAUCAAAUGUCAUUUAUGCCCUAAACAACAACGAAACACGAAUUCCAUAUCGAGAGAGCAAAUUGACUCGAAUAUUACAGGACUCACUGGGAGGGACAAGUCUCGCGUUGAUGAUAGCAUGCCUUAAUCCCGUAUCGUACCAAGAGGCUGUACACACAGUCAGUUUGGCUGCUCGCAGUCGAAAAGUUAUGAACUAUGCAAGUCUAGAUUGCAAGGAGACUCCAAAGGUGAAAAUUGAUAUGGAAGCUAAGCUUCAAGCUUGGUUGAAUUCAAAAGGGAAGAACAAAAGUGCUCAGAGAAUACUAGGACCUUUUUCACCAUUAUCAUCAGCUAAUCGUUCAAAAAAACAAGAAUCAAACUGCUCUUCUUCAAAAAGAAAAGCUCCAGAAUGCAAGGGAAGUGGAGUGCUAUUUAAUUCUGUGGCCCCAAUUUCAGCAAACGUUAAGCUAGAAACCUCUGGGGCACACUUGAUCACAAGAAAUGGCAGCAUUACCAUUGAGCAAACCGAGGUUUUGCCUGGCUGUGAUAAUAUUGUUUCUAUCCGUGAUAAUGAUGAGACAAGUGCGACCCAAAUUACCUUACCCAAGACCUCUAACUCGAUUGGCUCAUCGUUUAACAAGGAGAACUUACCUUUUACUCCUCUGGAUACUCUGGGAUCACCAGCUGCUGACAAGGAAUUACAUGAUCCCUCAAGAAAAGCCCUCUCGCCUUUGCCUUCCAAUACAACUUCAAUUACCAAGUUGUCAUCUGAUGACUGCAUCUCUUCUAUUUUUUUGGAGCCAAAAACACCAAAAUUUAAUUAUUUAAAGGAUGAGUUUCAAAAUGAAACUCCAUUCAAAAAAUUCAAAGCAUCAAGUUCAAGUUUAAAGGAAAGUCUGAUUGAGGAGUAUUUACAAUUCUUGAACAAUGCCAGCAAAGAGGAGCUAAUGCAAUUAAAGGGUAUUGGUGAAAAACGAGCAGAGUACAUACUUGAACUUAGAGAAGAAAUGCCCAACCCAUUGAAAUCAUUGUCUGAUUUAGAGAACAUAGGCCUGUCUUCGAAGCAGGUGCUUGACAUGUUCAAGAGGGCUGCGACAGGAAUUUUAUAUUGAAAGGCUCGUCACAGAUGUUGGAUCAUGGCAUAAAGUAGGAUAAGCGUUAGAACUACUUAGUUUCGCUAGAUUUUAGGGCCUUGCGACACCAGUUUAUUGGAAGUAUUAAAAUUUAACCAGCUGAAUUUAUGGCAACAUCAGAGUUGCUGCUCGAGUGAGACGCAGGUCAUUCAUCCUUCGUGCAAUGAAUGCAUGCUCGUUUUCGAAUAGUCUAGCUUGUAAGGCUUUUGACAAGACCAGCUGUUCUUGUUGUGUAAUAGCUAACUGAUACCAAAUAGCUAUGUCCUAUUUAACCCUUAUUUUUAAUUUUUAAUCGAUGACGGUGUGAUGUAUUAUUAUA